GUGAUUUAGUUGGCACAAAAGUCUUCUUUGAAGAACUUUGUACAAUAUUGGAGGAUGGCUGAAGCAGUUUUGAUAGAUCUCUUUGGUUUGAAAUUGAACUGUCAGAAAAACUGCCAUCAGACAUUACUGAAGACAUUGAAUGCUAUCCAGUACCACCAUGCUACUAAGGCCAAGUUCCUUUGCAUCAUGUGUUGCAGUAGCAUCAGCUGUGAAAGGGAUAGUGAACAUGAUAAGUGUGAAUUAGAAACAAGCAAUGGAUUAUCAGCUCUCUUAGGAGAAUAUGAGAUUGUUAGCAAUCUCAGCAUGGCUGCCUCUUUGUAUACCAUUAAACAAAAAAUUGAUGAAAAAAAUCUGAGUAGCAUUAAGGUAAUUGUCCCCAGGCACAGGAAGUCAUUACUGAAGGCUUUUAUUGAUCAACUCUUCACUGAUGUUUACAAUUUUGAAUUUGAAGAUUUACAAGUGACUUUGAGGGGACACCUUUUGAAACAGUCUGCUGAAACAAAUGUAAUCACAGCUCAAGAACUAGAAGAAAUCCAGAAUGAAAUAGAAAUAUAUUUGAGAAGUCUACCAGCACUGAAAGGAGAAUUAACUAUUAUCACAUCUCCUUCCAUCCCAGAUAUUUUCAUACAUGGAUUUACUACAAGAGCAGGUGGGAUAUCUUAUAUACCAACUCUUAGUUCAUUCAAUCUCUUCAGUAGUUCCAAAAGGAGAGAUCCCAAGGCAGUUGUUCAAGAAAAUCUGCGUAGAUUGGCAAAUGCUGCAGGAUUUAAUGCAGAGAAAUUUUACCGAAUAAAGACCGAUCAUGCCAAUGACGUCUGGAUUAUGGGAAGGAAGGAGCCUGAAUCUUAUGAUGGAAUAACAACGAAUCAGAGAGGAGUCACAAUAGCGGCUCUUGGUGCUGACUGUAUACCAAUAAUUUUUGCAGAUCCUGUCAAAAAAGCAUGUGGGGUUGCUCACUCUGGUUGGAAAGGUACUUUGUUAGGUGUUGCUAUGGCUACAGUGAAUGCUAUGAUAGCAGAAUAUGGCUGUAGUUUGGAAGACAUUAUUGCUGUACUUGGACCAUCAGUAGGACCUUGCUGUUUUACUCUCCCAAAAGAAUCAGCAAGUGCUUUUUAUAAUCUUCAUCCCACAUGUGUACGACUGUUUGACUCACAAAAUCCCUGUGUUGACAUCCGUAAAGCCACCAGGAUUCUUCUAGAACGGGGAGGAAUCCUUCCACUGAAUAUUCAGGACCAGAACCAAGAUCUCAACCUCUGUACAUCCUGCCAUCCUGACAAGUUUUUCUCCCAUGUCCGAGAUGGCCUUAAUUUUGGAACACAGAUUGGCUUCAUAUCAAUUAGAGAAUGAAAUACUUGGCUGGAGUUUUGCAUAAUGUUUCCUGCCUCUUUCCUCCUCUUUCCGAACUGACUGCAAGAGAGAAAUUUAGCUGUUUGAUUUACUUAAAGCCAAAAGGAUUACAAUGGAUAAUUCAUCUUUAGGGUAUAUUUUAACUAUUACCCAAAGCCAAGUGAUUUAUAUUUGAUUUAAUAAUAACUGACAAAAAAUCAAUAUGAUGUAGUUAAUAUGUUUUACAGAUGAGAAUUAUUCUUAAAGUUUGUCUUCCUGUGUAUUACAUAAAUCAAGAAUAGGUCUGUUCAGUAUUUAUUGAGUACCCUCUUUUGUCAGGCAUUCUGUUAUGCGUAGGUGAAUCAAAGUUAAUAAGACUUUUUCUCUAUGAGUCUAAUGCAGUGGAGGAGAUAAACACUUCUACAACUUAAACUUAAUUUAAUAGCGGUAGAAGAGUACAUAAGGAGGAAGGGUUAAUUUUACCUGGAAGGCAGGAAAGAGAAGGUAUUACAGAGAAAAUCACGUAUCACGUGGUCCUGAAAGAUGUACAGGCUUUUGACAAGUAAAGAGUAACCAUAACAGGAAGAGGGAACACAAUGAACCAGGACAUGAAAACUAUGAGAGUGUGUAACAUGUUUUAGAGAGAGAAGGGUGUAGGUAGGAGUUGGGACUAGAAAAACAGGUUGGAAACAGGUUAUUAAGGGUCUCAAGUGUCGUGUCAAAGAGUUUGGAGUUUAUUUUCCAGGCAAUGAGUAGGCAUCAAAAAAAAAGGUAGGGGAGUGCUUUUAUUUCCUUGGCAUCAUAUUUAACAGAAUGGAUUCAAAUUGUGAGAGACCAAAGCAGAGAGAAAAAUAAGGGGCAGUCAAAAUAUUUCAAAAAAGAAAUCAUGAGGACCAAUGAAGAGGCAGUGGAAAUUAAAAUGGAGAAGAGAGUAGAAGGAUUAGAGGGACUUUUCAGAGAUAGAAUCAAUAGAUCCUGUUACUAAAUAAUGGAAGUAAGAGGUGAGGAAGAGUGGAGAAGUCAUUAGUGACUCCAAGAUUCCUGUUUGGCUGACUACCAAGAGCCAAAGGAAAGAAGGGCUUGGAACAAGGGAGAAGGAUAUUGAUGUUAACUUUACGUAGAAUGAGGUACAUCUAGAUGGAAAUAUUUGGCCAACAAUUAGAAAUACAGACCUAAAAAUUAAGAGAGAGGUUGGGAUAAAGACAUAGAUUUAAAAGUUGGCUAUGUGAGAUGAUUCUUAAGUCUGUUGGUACAGACUGAAUUAACUAGGCAGAAAUCAGGGUGA
Molecule: messenger RNA, 2611 nt
Organism: Galeopterus variegatus (Sunda flying lemur)
Lineage: Eukaryota; Metazoa; Chordata; Mammalia; Dermoptera; Cynocephalidae
Gene: LACC1
Product: laccase (multicopper oxidoreductase) domain containing 1
Exons: 6
Coding region: 55-1347 (430 amino acids)
Molecular function (GO): copper ion binding
Source: RefSeq, a predicted model, not a curated record